Malaclemys terrapin pileata is the source of this 2622-nucleotide messenger RNA. RefSeq names its product WD repeat domain 20 (gene WDR20). NCBI's taxonomy places the organism in Eukaryota, Metazoa, Chordata, Testudines, Emydidae. The transcript is spliced from 4 exons. Gene Ontology annotation, molecular function: protein binding. The record is from RefSeq and is a predicted model, not a curated record. The coding region runs from base 1 to 1782 and encodes 593 amino acids.
AUGCUCCUUUCCAAGAUGGCGGCGGAGGGAGGAGGGAAGGAGAUGAACGAGAUUAAGACCCAGUUCACCACCCGGGAGGGGCUGUACAAGCUGCUGAGCCACUCGGAGUACAGCCGGCCCAACCGGGUGCCCUUCAACUCGCAGGGCUCCAACCCAGUCCGCGUCUCCUUCGUCAACGUCAACGACCAGAGCGGCAACGGCGACCGGCUCUGCUUCAAUGUGGGCCGGGAGCUCUACUUCUACAUCUACAAGGGGGUCCGCAAGGCUGCUGACUUGAGUAAACCAAUAGACAAAAGGAUAUACAAAGGAACGCAACCUACGUGUCAUGACUUCAAUCACUUAACAGCCACAGCAGAAAGUGUCUCUCUACUAGUGGGCUUCUCUGCAGGCCAGGUCCAACUUAUAGACCCUAUUAAAAAAGAAACUAGCAAAUUAUUUAAUGAGGAAAGACUAAUAGACAAGUCCAGAGUAACCUGUGUAAAAUGGGUACCAGGUUCGGAAAGCCUUUUCCUAGUAGCUCAUUCCAGUGGAAAUAUGUACUUAUAUAAUGUGGAGCACACUUGUGGUACCACAGCCCCACACUACCAGCUACUUAAGCAAGGAGAAAGUUUUGCAGUCCACACUUGCAAGAGUAAAUCCACAAGAAAUCCUCUACUUAAAUGGACCGUAGGCGAAGGUGCCCUGAAUGAAUUUGCUUUUUCCCCCGAUGGGAAAUUUUUGGCGUGUGUGAGCCAAGAUGGCUUUCUUCGUGUGUUUAACUUCGAUUCAGUGGAGUUGCAUGGUACAAUGAAAAGCUACUUUGGGGGACUACUAUGUGUGUGUUGGAGCCCAGAUGGGAAAUACAUUGUAAUAGGUGGAGAGGAUGACUUGGUAACGGUUUGGUCUUUUGUGGACUGUCGAGUGAUAGCUAGAGGCCACGGACAUAAAUCAUGGGUUAGUGUUGUGGCAUUUGACCCAUAUACCACUAGUGUAGAAGAGAGUGACCCAAUGGAAUUUAGUGGUAGUGAUGAGGAUUUCCAAGACCACCUUCAUUUUGGUAGGGAUCGAGCAAAUAGUACACAAUCUAGGUUAUCAAAAAGGAACUCUACAGACAGUCGUCCAGUAAGUGUUACAUAUAGGUUUGGUUCUGUAGGCCAAGACACACAACUCUGUUUGUGGGACCUUACAGAAGAUAUUCUCUUCCCUCACCAACCUCUAUCAAGAGCAAGGACACACACAAAUGUUAUGAAUGCCACAAGUCCACCUGCAGGAAGUGGUGGAAAUAAUCCAGGAAGUAAUGGAAACAGUAUCACAACACCUGGAAACUCAGUACCCCCUCCUCUUCCACGGUCAAACAGCCUUCCACAUUCUGCAGUCUCAAAUGCUGGCAGUAAAAGCAGUGUCAUGGAUGGUGCCAUUGCUGCUGGUGUUAGUAAGUUUGCAACCUUAUCGCUACAUGAUCGGAAAGAAAGACACCAUGAAAAAGAUCACAAGAGAAAUCAUAGCAUGGGACAUAUAUCUAGCAAGAGCAGUGACAAACUGAACCUAGUUACUAAAACCAAAACGGACCCAGCUAAAACUUUGGGAACACCUCUCUGUCCCAGAAUGGAAGAUGUUCCCUUGUUAGAGCCUCUUAUUUGUAAAAAGAUAGCACAUGAAAGACUGACUGUGUUAAUUUUUCUUGAAGACUGUAUAGUCACUGCUUGUCAGGAGGGAUUUAUUUGCACAUGGGCAAGGCCUGGUAAAGUGGGUUUAUUGUCAUCCCAAAACCAGGCCAAUUCUCCAAGUGGAACUGUAGUAUAGCCAUCGCACUACUGCUAGCGAAUCUUUGAACACAGGACAAGAAGUAAUGACAGUGGAACCAGGAGCUGUUCUUCAUGCAGAGAGCAUCAGAAAUUAUAAAAUGGCAGAGUGUAAACUUGGAAUUAUGUGAAUCACAUAAUACUUUGCAAAAGAAUAAUGUAAUGAAUUCUUAGUAUGGCUAAUACUUCUAGGCUGCUCACCCAAAGAAGAAUUUUCCUUUUAAAAAAGAAAUGCUUCAUUUGGUGUUGCAGUAAAAAUUAUUUUUUUUCUCAGUUUUCUUUAUACUUUUCAAGUUUGGUGUAAUUUAAUCAAUAUAUAUAUAUAUAUAGAGAGAAAGAGAUACGUGUAAAAUAAAGUAUGUUUCUUAAAUCCAAUAAGUUCAACGGUUAUAUAAAUUAGUACUUCACCAUUGUUUUUUGCACUGAUUUUUUUAUUUUUAACCAGAGAUGGUUAGAAGACAGCCUGGAAUGCACUCAUGGAAAAUGAAAGUCAUUACUUUCUGGCUUAAAAAUGUAAUUCAGGAAGAUGGAUGCUGCAAUCAUAGGGUCCUUUUUUUUUUUUUUAAACAAAAUUGUUUGCACUUAAAUAGUUUAAUGCUAGUAGAGAAUUACUUUAAAAUGGGUAUUCAGACACCCAGAAAAGCUAUGUUGUGGAGAAAAUAUAUCCUUUGUAUCUGAAACAUUUAUUUUAAUAUUGUUUCCAAUUGCAAUCGGCUCUGUAUUAUAUGUAUAAAUGUAAUUCAGUGAUUGGGAGGAAAAUGGAUCAGUACACUAGUAAUUUUCAUCAUCUAAAAGAUAUUUCUAAUUCUGAAAAUACAUAUUAAACUAUCUUGAAUAUGCA